AUGGCAGACUCGAUUUGGAACGCUUUAUGCAAACCACCCACGGUCAAAGCCUCUUCUAAAAAGUACGCACAGCUUGUUCACGAUUCAACAACACAGCUCCAUCAAUCCCUUGAACCCAUCUUGUCAGCUUUAGAUCGACGCGCCAUUGGGUUGACAAAGUGCGCCAACUUUGAAUCUGCUCUUCACGAUGCCAAAGCUAUCCAACAGCUAUCGCCUUCUUCAGCACUUGGUUAUAUACGCGAAGCCGAGAUUUACAGCGAGCAAGGGAAACAACGUCAAGCCAUUGAUACAUGCAACAAGGGGUUGGGCAUGGUUGAUUCCAUGGAUACGCAAUAUGCUACAUUGCAACAAGCCAAAAUGGAUGCUGAGCAACGCCAAAAUACACGCAUCGACUUUAUCAGUCAACUACCCCUCGACAUUGUGAUCACUACGCUCAUCCCUCUAUUCCUGUAUGAUUAUCAUUUCUUGCGUUCAUCAAAACCAAUACCUUACUUGCAUGUAUCCAACGUAUGGCAAGAUCGUAUUAUUCAAUGGUUGGAUGGAUUAGAAAUUGAUAUUGAUGACGAAGACGCCAAUCUUUUGCAUAUCAUACCGCUUGCUCGCCAUAUCACGACAUUGGAAGUGCAUCGUUUUUCCAAAGGAACAUGGCUCGGUGAUUUGCUACGCAACAGUGACUUUUGCUCUUUACGAGAGUUAAGCAUUGGUGCCUUCUCAGCCGAUUGCGUUGAUCACUUGAUUUCAUCGUUAAAGUCUAUCGGCGGCACUUUGACAAACCUUCGAAUUGAAGAGGAUUAUGGGACUAUGCUACCGAUAGAGGAGAUUCUUGUCAACUGCCCCAACCUAGUUUAUCUCGACAUCAGCCAACCCUUUCCAGCAGAUAUCAGAUCCCUUUCAAUGACAACAUGGCCCAAAAUAACGACAUUGAUUCUCUUUUCGAAUGCAGGCCACAUGACAACCCGUGAUGAUAUUAUUCCAAUUGCCAAACGUUUUCCAUCUCUCAAGAAACUUCAAUUUUUCCCAUGUGAGGAUAUGGAAGCAAUGCGCGUUGUGAUGGAUUACUAUCCCUGGAUGAACAACCUGGAGAUUUAUGAGUUUGAAGUGGGCUUCAAUACUGUUUUCUCUGAGGAUGGACCCCGACGUCAAGAACGUGCGAUUACGAAUCUUACAAUUGAUAUGCAUGCUAUUGAAAUCGAUCGUUGGGAGAGUGCGCUCCAUGUGCUACGACAGCAUCAACAAACGCUUGAAGAUAUCUCCUUGGAGGCGGAUGUCCCUAGUGUAAACGAGGAGAUCUACAAUAUUGAGUACCCGUGCCUGAAGAAACUUUGUAUUCGUAACUCUGGAAUGUGGAUACCUCGCAACGCACCCAUGCUAGAAGAAAUGAAGAUAUCCUGCUUUACAUUUGGUGAAGAAUCCACCGUACCUGAUGCAUUACCUCCAAAGUUAAAGAAGCUUGAGCUGGACCUUGACCAUGGUUACCAUCGUGUCGACAAAGCACCAUACGCACAAUACGUUCAUCGAUAUGCCCGGCAUCCCCACUUGAAAGAACUCGUUGUUCAUUUACACAGCUCGGAUACUAUCGUCAAUGUGCUAGAAGCUAUCCUUCAUCUUGGCCAACUUGAACGUUUGAUGAUUCGCUUUACCGAUGAUUGGGAUACCACUCAAAUGCAAGGAUACAUUGAUGCGCUUGUGAAAGGAUGUCCAAACGUAUCUAGCCUUGGGAUCAGCUGUAACAACGCUCCAUCGACAUACUCAAUGAAUGCUUUGAAGCGGCUUGAACAUUUGGAACAAUUUGGGUUUUCACUCAAGGAUGUGGAUGAUCAUGAUGGUUUCUGGCAUGCAAUUCAAGCCUUUCCACAGCUCAAAUCUAUUCAUAUCUAUCCUUUUAACUCGAUCAACAUGCAUCAUCUUGCACGUCUUCAGCAACGGAGGCCUGGUUUGAAGAUUGUCGUCGACCACAAUUUCACAUACGUAUGGUAA
Messenger RNA from Lichtheimia ornata, 1977 nucleotides. RefSeq lists its product as uncharacterized. Bases 1 to 1977 code for a protein of 658 amino acids. The transcript has 2 exons. Lineage: Eukaryota; Fungi; Mucoromycota; Mucoromycetes; Mucorales; Lichtheimiaceae. Gene Ontology annotation, molecular function: protein binding. The record is from RefSeq and is a predicted model, not a curated record.